Merops nubicus (carmine bee-eater) is the source of this 384-nucleotide messenger RNA. RefSeq names its product VCP-interacting membrane protein (gene SELENOS). The annotation marks the transcript as partial. Gene Ontology annotation, biological process: retrograde protein transport, ER to cytosol; endoplasmic reticulum unfolded protein response. The record is from RefSeq and is a predicted model, not a curated record. Gene Ontology annotation, cellular component: endoplasmic reticulum membrane; Derlin-1-VIMP complex; Derlin-1 retrotranslocation complex. Lineage: Eukaryota; Metazoa; Chordata; Aves; Coraciiformes; Meropidae. The transcript has 4 exons.
CUUUGUAACCUCUUUCCCCAUUCCCUAGAACCUGACGUGGUGGUAAGAAGGCAGGAAGCUUUGGCAGCAGCUCGCCUCAGGAUGCAAGAGGAGCUGAAUGCACAAGCAGAGAGAUACAAAGAAAAGCAAAGACAGCUUGAAGAAGAGAAGCGAAGGCAGAAGAUCGCCAUGUGGGAGAGUAUGCAAGAAGGAAAAAGCUACAAAGGAAACCUGAAGCUGAAUCAGCAAGAAGUAGAAUCUGGUGCCUCCACCUCAUCAGCAGUCCCAAAAUCUAAACCAAACAAAAAGCCCUUACGAGGAGGUGGCUACAACCCUCUGUCUGGAGAAGGAGGUGGGACGUGCUCCUGGCGGCCAGGCCGGCGAGGCCCCUCGGCGGGAGGAUGA